Linderina pennispora is the source of this 351-nucleotide messenger RNA. RefSeq lists its product as uncharacterized. The record is from RefSeq and is a predicted model, not a curated record. The transcript has 2 exons. Bases 1 to 351 code for a protein of 116 amino acids. NCBI's taxonomy places the organism in Eukaryota, Fungi, Kickxellomycota, Kickxellomycetes, Kickxellales, Kickxellaceae.
AUGUCGACGGGGUCAUCAAGCACCGUUGACGCUAUCAUCAAGGGCAUUUUCUCGGGCAGCCUCACAGAUGCCAAAUACCAGUAUCUGUCGAUUAUCGGUCUGCUGUACCAGGUAGGCAUUAACAUUGCUAUUGGCGCUGGCGCCUUUCUAGUAUUUGUGGUGCUCCGACCGACUAAUGCCCGGGUAUACGCGCGCCGCUACAAGCACAUGAAGGGCAGGCUCACGGGGCAUCCUGGGUGGUGCAGCGGGAUGAACUGUGAAAAUAUGGAAUGGAUGGGGAUCGUGGGGACAGAUGAGCACAGUGUGAGCAGGGCGAGCACAGAGCGAGCAAAGAGCCUGCAUCUACUGUGA